AUCACACAAGCCGCUGCAUGACAACGCAGCAGUUGGUGCACAAUGCAAUCUGCCCAGAUCGGGGGAAGGCAGGGGCGGACUGACAACUCAUGGGGCCCCCAGGCAAUAGGGGAUCAUGGGGCCCCUGUGUCUUUGCCCAAACUCAAAAAAGCCUAUGAAAAAGGUACCAGGGGCAUCUCAUGGGGCCCCCUACUGACCCCGGGCCCCCGGGCAGUGCCCGAGUUUCCAAAUGGUCAGUCCGCCCCU
This is a messenger RNA of Staurois parvus, 246 nucleotides long. The record is from the annotation of a GenBank genome assembly. Lineage: Eukaryota; Metazoa; Chordata; Amphibia; Anura; Ranidae.